AAGUGAUGAAUCAAAUGACGUGAUUGUUUGAUUACUUUGAGAACUUGAACUAUUUACAAAAAAACGAAAUAAUCGAGAAAUUAACAUAUCAGAGAUUAAUAUACGAAUGAUAUAUUGAUAUAACAAUAAGAUAUAGAGAUAAUACAUAUAUAAUCCAUCUUCGUCAGAUUGGUUGUAUGAAAUUUAUCUGUGGAAAGGUUUCAAAUCGGACGGAAGUAGAAUCGAUACUCCAGAAUUCGAUAGUGGCAAAAGUAUGGCCGAAAGCGGAUUUUCAUUUCUGCUAAAGACAAAACAGCAAACAACACAGUGAAAACUAUUAUUAUGACUGAGUUAAAAGUACUUUAUUGUAUCUUCUUGUUAACGUUUUUCGAGUUGACGUCACAAAUUCGACCAUCCUUACAUGGGCACAAUAAUGCCUUCGUACAGGAUGACAAUGAUGUCCAAUACCUUUUGGACAACAUACCUAUGUCUAUGCAUAAGGAUUUUACUAAUACAGUACAGGGGGCUGGGGAUACAACAUCAGAUGAAGAUAAAACACAAGAUUUAUUGUCUUAUGUUUAUUUCAAACCAGAUGUUUUGGACUUUAAAGAGAGACAACUUGGUAUACCCCACCAAGAAACUGUGAUCUUGUUUAAUAGAGAUCACAACAAAACAAUCCACCUUUUAUCAAUUUCUGGAAAUACACGUCAUUUCCAUUCAUCAUUCUUUCGAAACAAAGUAAUUCCACCAUUGGGGAAUACAACAUUUGAUGUUAUCUUUCUUGGCAGAGAAGAAGGUGAUAUUGAUAUACAUCUUUUUAUACAUACAGCAGAUGGAACUGUGAAAUAUCAAGUGAAAGGAAUAAGUGUCAGUAGUCCAUAUCGACUCAGACCUGUAGUGGGUGUUAAAUUACCUUUAAAUGCAACAUUUACUCCACUUAUAUACAUGCACAAUCCACACUCAGAAACUUUACAAGUAUUAGAGGUAUAUAGUAGUGGUGGAGAAUUUCAACUAGAAUUACCAUCAGGAGAAGCAGAAGGUUCACGUGAACUAUGGGAAAUUCCACCAUAUCAGACAAAGCCUAUCAUAAGAUUACAUUUUAAUGCUUACACAGAAAAAAAUCAUACUGCAUACAUUAGACUUAAAGUAAACAAUACUUCAGAAGUGCUUAUUGUAACAGUUGAAGUCGAAGUUAAAAGUGGGGCUGGUCUUCAUUGGGGUGGAAGUUCUGGAGUAAUUAAUUUAGGUAUGGGCGGCUCACUGCAACCUCCCAUCCAAUACCCUAUUGCUUUGAAAAAUUCGGCAAAAAAACCAAUAAAAGUUAUGAAUAUAAUUAGUACGCCAGUUUCUAAAGCAUUAAAACUUCAUUUCGAGCAGGCGGUAAUUCCUGGAGAUACCGAUAUACCGAUUGCCAUAGGAGCAUUAAUUUAUGACUGGAAGACUGGUUUAGAAUUACAACAUUUUAAGGGGAAAUUAGUGAUAAAAGCUAUAGGUCCUGGUGGUUCUAGUCAGAAACUAACAAUUCCAUGGGUAGCACAAGCUCUACAGGGUGGACUAGAAGUAAACGCAUCAAUUACCCAUUAUUGUUCUCUCCAAUCUAAUCAAACACGAAAUUUUAGCGUUGUUAAUAAGUUUAAAUUACCAUUAGCUAUUACAAAUGUCACAAUGUCAUCGUAUGUAAAGACACUUUUUACAAUAAAAAAUUUUAUUCCAAGAGUAAUAAAACCAGAGCAGAAAGUUAAUAUAUUUUCUUUACAACUCGCAAAAGAUAGGAAAACUGAUAAUGUGAAAAUGGAAUCGUCAAUUUUAAUUCAUUCAAACGUUUCUGUAACUGAAGUUCCAUUGUUAAGUUAUGAUGGUAAAGUAAGGAAAAUUGUUCCUGAAGAAAGAGAAAGUGACGAAGGCACGAUGAAUUUUGGCACAGUAGGAAGUGGAACUGAAAAUGAGGCUAUUUUUGCUUUGGAGAAUCAAAAUCCAAUUAAUAUAGAUUUACAUGGUUGGGGUGUUAACAUGCCUGGUGCAGUUUUGGAACUUAUGGGUUGUCAAAAAGGUCCUGCUGAUUUAUUGGAUAAAGAACUUCGUAAUAUAACUGUAUGCAGUCACACGGGUAAUCAAUACAUAAAACCUGGUCACUUAGCCAUUUUUAAAAUUAAAGUCAAAACUCCAAUGGUUGAGGAAGAUACAAUUGUGGGUGAUGUAUUCGUUAGAACAACUUAUGAAAGAUUUAUUUUACCAGUUUACAUGCGGGUUGCAUAUGGAAGAAUUUCUUUGAAAAAACUUAUUUUUACAGAUUGUUUCCCUGGAUCAAUUUGCGUACAGCAAGUAAAGGUAUAUUCAACAUUCGUUAAGCCUAUGCAGGUAACUCGAAUCGCACCAGUAAAUAAAGAUAACAGAAUAAAAUACAUACCUUUAGAAGAAGCAUCAAUGCCUGUUAUAACGAAAGGAGAAAAUUACAUUGGUUCAGUAAGAAUUGAACCAUCGGUGGCUUGUAAACAUCAUUGUUAUUUAGGCUUAUCAUUGGAUAGCAAUGCUGGUAAACAGUGGUUAAACACCUUGGUCCUACCUUCACAUACAAGAGACUCUGAUUUAAAUUUAUUAAAUACCAGAUAUACACGAUUUCUUAAUUCAACAGGCGGUCGUUCUUGGGACAAUAUUACGAUGCGUUUAGAUACAACAGAAGUUCGCGGGCACAAAUUUUAUUUAAAUAUAAAACCACAUUGGCCGAGUUUAUUAACUGGUUUUGGUAAUAGUAAAAAUAAAGUCGCUUUGGUGUUUCCUUUGACGCAAAUUGGAAAUACAUCCUAUAGCACGAUCAAAGUGUACAAUCCAAGUAUCACUCCUUUAAUAAUACAGUUAGUUAUGGAUUGGAAUUAUCCACAAGGAACAAGACUUUAUCAUUCGUUACCUUCUAAGUUUAAAUUUACAUGUGUAGAAUGUGGAUCUACAAUUGCAGAAGAAUUCAAGUUAGAAGAAAGUAUAGUAGAUAGAGAAAUGUUCGAGAAAGAAUGGGACAUUACAGUAGCAUCACAAUCUAUUCCCUUGUAUUUAAAACCUUCGGAAUCGAGAACUGUACAAGUAUCAUAUACACCUUUCUCACCAUCUUUAUCAUCUGCACUUUUAUAUAUUAGGAAUAACAUGACUAUUUUGGAAGUAUUGCGUGUGAUGGGUCAAGGAGCAAAUGCACAGUUUAGAUUUGGAAAUCGAAAGCCAGGUUCUACUACGCCUUUACUAUUCGAACUUGCGGAAAAACAUCUUAAAGAUUGUGAACGAGAACGAUUUAAACGAAAUCCGGUUCCAAAUCUGACAGUAAAGAGAUCCUUUAUGGCAAGGAAUACAGGAGAACUUCCUAUAGAAGUCUACGAUUUUUAUAUUAACGGUUUACGAUGCGAAGGGUAUGGUUUCAAGGUACUGAACUGCAUGCCGUUCAAAUUGAACCCAAAUGCCACAAAAAAGGUGGAAAUAGCAUUUACGCCAGACUUCACCUUGUCACGAAUCGAAAGGAAGCUCCUGAUAUCUACAAGUUUGGGUUCUGAUAGUGAUAUCGAGAACGGUAUGGUGAUACUUAAUUUACUCGCUACUCUUCCUCCUCAUUCUUUGGAAGCUUGCACAGCGGCACUUGCGAGACCGUCAUGGGAAUACACUGUGCAAUGGGCAGCUAUAAGUCUUUCGUCGAUAUUAUUAAUAUGUGUUCUCGCUAUUUCAUUUCUUGAAGCGGAUCGAAUAUUACGGGGAGCUUUAGCUAACUUCUCAAGAGAAAGUUCAGUUCAACCACCUCUAGAUUUAAGGUUAUUAUCGCACAUGCCUGUACAUACAGCGCAAGAUUCAACUUCUUUGAAAGAGAAAUUAAUAAACGAAGAAAAGCAGAAAAUGGCAAAAAAGGAAGAAACGUAUCCAGAUUGGGCACUGAUGAACGUGAAAAAGUAUAAGGACAAAGAUAACAUGCAAAAAGGACUGAAAAUUCCUGACUGGUCUGCGGAUGAGGAACGCAGAUUUAAGCUAGACACCGAAUCGAAAGACAUAUUGACAUUUAAACGAUGCGAAGAAUCGAAUUUAGAUAACAGUAACGUUAUAAGCAAUAUUACACUUGGUGUCAAGAAAAAGAAUAAUAAAAAGCAAAACAAUGUACAGGAAGUUCAAACGGAUAAUUCUGUGGCAGAGAACGCAUUUUCUGAUAUCCAGGGAACUCAAGAAAAGAAAUACCCUAUAAAUACGCUUACAAAGACAAGUCCUGUAACGAAUAGGAAAGGAAAAUCUAAUCAAACAACAAAUAUUAAGACGGAAACGAAGCUGGUCGAUCAUGAAGUUCAAGUUGACACAACGGGACUUCUUAAUAAUACUCGAACUAAUAAGCUAGAUAGUAAAAGAAAGCAAACUGCAGUUGGAAAUAGCAAUAACAAUCACGUAUCCUUUAAAAAAUUUGAGCCGAAUAGUAAUCAACGGAACAUUCAUCUUUCGGAGGAAGAAACGUCGUCUACAACAACAGAGAGUUCUGUUCAAGAUGAUCCACCGCUUUGUAAGAAUUUCGAUCAACCUUGUGGAAAAUCUGAUAAGUUGCAAAGGAAACCUGCAACUAAAAAGACUAAACCUCAAUCAAUUGUUUCUGUGCCAUGCGUAGAUUAUAGAGAUAAUUACGAAGGUGACUGUGACGACGAUGAAUAUGAUAAAGAAAGACACAAUAAUCCAAACAGAUGGAAAACGAAUACAAGAUCUACUAUGAAACACCAUAUUCAUACGACCCGUACUGUUGAGUCAUCCUUCAAGUUACCACGACAGAAUAAAAAUCCUCCUAGAAAGGAUAAAGGAUCCCAGAAACGUCGAGUCAUCGAUAAAGGACAUAUAAAAGUAGCAACAUUAAAUGGAAAUACUAACCAAAGAGAAGAUGCAACACGUGCAUUGGGAGCUGUUUCCGCUCCGUUACCUCCGCCACCAUCAUGUUGGGGUGAAAAUCGAGCUAGGUUUAGUGACGUCGUAGCACGAAAUCAAGAGAGUAUUUCGUCGUUUUCGGGUUUAAAUAAGUUACACAAAACUCAAACGACCACGCAUAACAUGUCAAUGGUUUUCAAUAACGACACCAAAGAUGUAGAUUAUACUAAACAACAAUCAAGUCAAGAAUUAAUACAUAGUACGAAAGAAUACAGAAUGGUAUCGAAAUCUCCGUCUUUCUGCAUUCAAUCUGUUGAGAAAGAGAAGCCACUUUGUCAAGAUUCUUUGAAAAUGCAGAAUAAUUCGCAACAUUCAAAUAGUUAUUUCAUAAAUACCUUCACGGAACCACUGUUUGAACGUGAAUUGGUUCCAUACGACGAUCUUCCAGAAACCGAUGAACCAUUAAUGGAAUUAGAGAGUCCCGAGGAAGAUACACGAUGUCAGUUAUGGGAAGAUAAUAAUCCUAUGCUUAAAUUAUUGUCUGAUAGUACAACUGGAUUUCAGUUAGAUUCACCAAAAUCUUCAGAGAAACCUCCAAUGCUAACGGAUACAUUAAAGGAUAACUGGGUAACAGUUGAAACAAAUUGGGAACCUUUAUAUACUAGAGCAGCAGUAGGAGAAGAAAGAAGUGGUGUUUGGGGAAUAAAUACAGGAGGUGUAUGGGCUGCAAGUCCAUGGGGUGCAGCUGCACCAUCUCUAGUUUCACAAUUAUCUUCAUUACAAACAGAACCGGAUACACAAGAAAGAUCGGAUUUCGAUCCAUUUCGUUCACUCAGUACAAUAUGGACACCAUCAUCCUCAGAGUCUUGGAAGAAAAAGCACGAAGACUAAUCUCGUUUCCAAAAAUUUUCAAUAUUGUAUCUUGUGAUAUCUAGACCUGGUUAAAGCAAUUUUCUUUUCUAAUAUGGAAAGUAAUAAUGUAUUUAUUAGCAACACCUUUCGUGAUCGGUAACGCUUAAACUACAGGCUGAUUUUGUUAUUAUUCGUGUUUCGCGCAUUUGUGAUAUGUUGUUGAAUAGUACCUCGCAUAAUAAUACCGAAUAAUUUCGGGCAAAA
This is a messenger RNA of Bombus pyrosoma, 5958 nucleotides long. RefSeq names its product transmembrane protein 131 (gene Tmem131). Gene Ontology annotation, cellular component: membrane. The transcript is spliced from 23 exons. The record is from RefSeq and is a predicted model, not a curated record. Lineage: Eukaryota; Metazoa; Arthropoda; Insecta; Hymenoptera; Apidae. The coding region runs from base 322 to 5733 and encodes 1803 amino acids.